UCUCUGGCUGGCUUCCAUUCCCCCAGGGGACUAUGGCUUCAGGGCAUUGCAAACUGGGGGCCGCACCGGUCCAUCACCACUGUCACCAUCAGCACCAGCAUCAGUUGUUGCUCCAGCAGCCGCUAGGGUCCAAAGCAUCUUGUCCUGAAAAGAUGAAGAGAGAUGUCAACGCAGAGACUUACUGGUCCAGGCCUGAAUGCCAGGUUUGGACUGUGAUGUUAUUGCUGGGGACGUGUCUCCUUUACUGUGCCAGGGUCACCAUGCCCAUCUGUGCUGUAUCUAUGAAUGAAGAUUUUGGCUGGAACAAGAAGCAGUCUGGGAUCCUGCUAAGUAGCUUCUUCUGGGGUUACUGCCUAACUCAGAUCAUGGGAGGCCACCUUGGGGAUCAGAUUGGAGGAGACAAGGUCAUCUUGAUCUCAGCCUCAGCCUGGGGUUUCAUCACGGCUAUCACCCCUUUGCUCUCCCACAUCAGCAGUGCCCACUUGGUCUUUAUGACUUUUUCCCGAAUACUCAUGGGGUUAUUUCAAGGGGUUUAUUUCCCUGCCUUGACGAGCCUAUUGUCUCAGAAAGUCCGAGAGAAUGAACGAGCAUUCACCUAUAGCACCGUGGGUGCUGGUUCCCAGUUUGGGACCCUGGUGAUUGGAGGAGCUGGCUCUCUCCUCUUGGACUGGUAUGGCUGGCAGAGUGUCUUCUACUUUUCUGGGGUGCUCACUUUGAUUUGGGUCUAUUUUAUGUACAGAUACCUGCUGAGGGAAAAAGAACUUGUAAUAUCCUUGGGAAUUUUGGCAAAAGGCUUUUCCAUUUCCAAGCAGAAAAAAAUUCCCUGGAGACAGUUAUUUCGGAGACCUCCUGUGUGGGCAGUCAUAUUCGCUCAACUCUCUUCUGCUAGCUCAUUUUUCAUCCUCCUUUCCUGGCUGCCAACCUUCUUUAAGGAAACUUUUCCCAACUCUAAGGGCUGGGUGUUCAAUGUUGUCCCCUGGCUGAUUGCAAUCCCUACCAGCGUGUUUAGUGGAUUUCUUUCCGAUCACCUCAUCAGUCAGGGUUAUAGAACCAUCACUGUGCGCAAAUUGAUGCAGGUGAUGGGGUUAGGUCUGUCCAGUGUGUUUGCCUUGUUUCUGGGUCACACAAGGAGCUUUUGUAAAUCUAUUAUAUUUGCAUCAGCUUCAAUUGGACUCCAGACUUUUAACCACAGUGGAAUUUCAGUUAACAUUCAGGACCUGGCCCCAUCCUGUGCUGGCUUUUUAUUUGGCGUAGCAAACACAGCUGGAGCCUUGGCAGGUGUUAUUGGGGUAUGCCUGGGAGGAUAUCUGAUUGAAGCCACUGGCUCCUGGACUUCAGUUUUCAAUCUUGUGGCCAUCAUUAGUAAUCUAGGACUCUGCAUGUUCCUGGUAUUUGGAGAAGCCCAGAGGGUGGAUUUCAGCUCUGCUUAUGAAGACCUUUAACUCUCCAGCCUCAUGUUGGAAGCAGACCACUCGGACAACAGAGUUGUAUUCCCAUUUGAUUGUUCGUAGGGGAAAAUUAUGCAGUUUUCUAAGGGAAAAGUUUGGUUUGUUCCACUGACACUGAAAAUCAGAGGCAAAGGAAAAACAUUGUGGGCUUGAGGAAAACGGAGAAGACGCAAAGACCUACUCAGACAUUAGCUUCUACCCGUAGGUCUUCCCUGAUCAUACUAAGAGCUUGCUCUAUGCAAAUUGAUGUGAAAUUAUCUCAGGAUACUUUUGAGACAUGGCCUUGAAUAGUCCAUUGAUCUAUAAGGAGCAUUUAAUUUUGGGGAGGAAUCUCAGGCAUGUGACAGUUUGUGCUUUGGCACUGGAGACUGAUUUCUCCUGUUGCCCCAAAUGCCUUUUCCCUUUGGACAACAGACCUUUCUAGGUUACUGUCUUCAACUCUCCUUCCCCAAGGGCAAUACAUUGGCCUCUCAAAGCCAGGUGUGAAAUCUCCAGGGGCAAGGAUCUCUGGGGACUUUUUUUUAAUGCUCUAGGGCAUGGUUCAGAUCUAGUUGGACCAGCUGUGUUCCAUGCAGUCAAUAGAAAAGUGUCAGCUAUGAGUCCCAUUUGAUCCUGUGGAUUCAAUGCACACACAUGUUCUUGCUCUUUCACUCUCAGCAACUCUGUGUGUGUUCUUACUUCGCAUUCUGAGAAUGCAGGAGACAUUCCAGAUAAGCCAUAGCUAGAUGGCAGCUGGCUAUGGGAUUCCUCUGCAAUAGGGGAUCCAUAGCCCUUUGAGUGCUACCCAACCAGACACCAACUUUUUAGAGUUGUAUAGUUUUUUUCUUUGCAGGGGAAAGCUAACCAGCUCUGGCUCAGAGAAACAAUGUUGUUCAAGGAGUUGCUAUGAGGCCUUGGGAAGGACAUUCCUUAUCUCUGUGCCACAGUUAUCCUAUCUGUAAAAUGGGAAUAGUAACAUCCAUGCUGCCCAUUCCUACCUCAAAAGGUCAUUAUGAGGUUACCAAGAUCAUAGAGGAAGGUAUGCUUUAAGUUCUUUAGAAUAAAGAUGGUUUCAAAUGGUGUGGUUGUUAUUAAUGGGUCUCUUUGUUAAGUAACUAGUAGGCUGGUUAACCUCAGACUGGGGAAAUCAAUGACAUUUUUUCCAGAUGUUCGCUGAGCCUCCUUUGAAGAAAAAGGCAACAUAUUAAUGCCGUAGAAGAAUAAACUAGACAGAAUUUUAU
Messenger RNA from Trichosurus vulpecula (common brushtail), 2668 nucleotides. It is a transcript of the gene SLC17A9, whose product is annotated as solute carrier family 17 member 9. Gene Ontology annotation, cellular component: membrane. NCBI's taxonomy places the organism in Eukaryota, Metazoa, Chordata, Mammalia, Diprotodontia, Phalangeridae. Gene Ontology annotation, molecular function: transmembrane transporter activity. The transcript is spliced from 13 exons. The record is from RefSeq and is a predicted model, not a curated record. Bases 33 to 1442 code for a protein of 469 amino acids. Gene Ontology annotation, biological process: transmembrane transport.